AUGUCCUCGGGAUUGACGCGACGCCGCGGUGCGGGCGGCGCAGGACCUGCGGCUGAGGGCGAUUCCAGCAACGGCACUGCCCCUAGAACGAGCACACCAAGCGCCAGGGACAACGGACCCGAGACGAGCUACGAAAGCACAGAAAAUGGCCACAAGAUCGCAUUCGACCCUCGCGACAUCAGUGAGAGCGCUGAGCGAAGCAAGCAGCCAAAGCUCACUCUCAUGGAGGAGGUCCUGCUACUUGGCCUCAAGGAUAAGCAGGGCUACCUCUCUUUUUGGAACGACAACAUCUCUUACGCCCUUCGAGGAUGCAUUGUCAUCGAACUGGCCUUCCGUGGUCGCAUUGCAAUGGAGAAGGAUGCUUCAAGACGCCGAUUCCCCCUCGCAGACCGCAACAUCGAGGUCAUAGACGACACCCUUACUGGCGAGGUUCUUCUCGACGAGGCUCUCAAGAUGAUGAAGCAGAGCGAAAAGAUGAGCGUCGCAACCUGGAUUGACUUGAUGAGCGGCGAGACCUGGAACUUGAUGAAGAUCGGAUACCAGCUCAAGCAGGUUCGAGAACGACUCGCAAAGGGCUUGGUCGACAAGGGCAUCCUCCGCACCGAGAAGCGCAAUUUCCUCCUUUUCGACAUGGCAACUCAUCCCGUCGCCGAUGGCGGUGCUAAGGAGGAGAUCCGCCGCCGGGUUCGCAACAUCCUUACCCAACGGACCGUAGUCCUCAAUGGUAGCCAGUUCCUACCCGAGUCGCUCGAAUUCCGUUAUAUGCGCAGUAUCGCCAUGGUUUGCGCCGCCUACGCUGCUAACGUCCUCGAGAACGCCCUCGCAUCCCUUGGCCACGAGGCAAGGGAACGGGCUUUUGCGCAGACCGAUGAUUUACUCGCCGACUACAGUCAAUGGCCAUUUGGCAAGAAGGCCACACAGAACGGCAUUGGUGCCAACUUGCCUCAACUUAUUAAUGAGGAGGUCAACAGCGGCAAGGACAAGGAGCUCCAGCUCGAGGUGGUUGCAGCUUGCUUGAGUGUCUUCACUAGACUCGACUCUCUCCUAUAG
Molecule: messenger RNA, 1050 nt
Organism: Fusarium redolens
Lineage: Eukaryota; Fungi; Ascomycota; Sordariomycetes; Hypocreales; Nectriaceae
Product: Golgi phosphoprotein 3-domain-containing protein
Exons: 4
Coding region: 1-1050 (349 amino acids)
Biological process (GO): Golgi to plasma membrane protein transport; Golgi organization; Golgi vesicle budding
Cellular component (GO): Golgi cisterna; trans-Golgi network; cytosol
Molecular function (GO): phosphatidylinositol-4-phosphate binding
Source: RefSeq, a predicted model, not a curated record